AUGGAGAAACCGUGUCUGGAGCCAAGCAGGUGAGAACAGUUUACAAGCGAUGAUGAUCGUCACUGGAUAAAGCCAUACGGUUACGAAACGGUGCUUGGAAUUGCAAAAUCGCAAGCAAAUGUUGAAAAGGCGUUUUCGAGAGCAAAUCAAGCUCGUGUAGGAGACGAGCCGAGCCGAACUGAGCCGAGCCGUGUUUUAGUAAUACACAAAAAAGGCAGAAAAAGAGAUGAGGCAAAUGUUGACGUUAUUGGAGGAAGGUUAACAAGGAUGCUUGUGAAAGUGCUUUUGCUGAUAGUUGCGAUUGGCACUUUCUCAACUGCUUAUCCAACAGAUGCAACAACAAAAGCCACCGGUACCGAUAAGUUGCUUUAUUUUCUAAUGUUAUAA
Messenger RNA from Gongylonema pulchrum, 387 nucleotides. The record is from the annotation of a GenBank genome assembly. NCBI's taxonomy places the organism in Eukaryota, Metazoa, Nematoda, Chromadorea, Rhabditida, Gongylonematidae.